CCGAGUUGACUAUAUAGCCUACUAGAAGAACAUAUGGUAACACAUCUUAGAUUACGCGUGUUUUUAAAAUGAGUUCAUUCCAUGCCAAAGCUCAUCUUUAUACAUUCCUAUAUUAGGAUGGAGCUCUGCCACGUGACCCACACAGUGGACAUCUCCAAGGAUUCCCACUGGUUGUGGAUUUUAAUAGCUGCUGUGACUGUUGAUGCAGCCUUCAUGUCGUGACACUCCACGGGGCGUGUUUUGACAAGUAGCAAAUGCCUUUUCAAAGCAACGCGGCGGUCACGGUGAGCUCCGCCUCCGUUCCACGUGCUCGCCUUUGCCUCUCUCAUGUCUCUGUGCGGCACGCUCGAACAUUUUGCAUAAAAUGUGUGUCAGUAGGGCAGCGAUCUCUCCGGCACAUGCAGAGCGCACAUGCACUAGGCGGCUUUUCACCCCGCGCUCGAAUAUGCACAUCUAAUACCCCAGCUCAAAUGAAAGUGCGCGGUGUUACACUAAAGCAGGCAGAGAAAACGGAGUUAGAGGGGCACGCGCGUCCAAAGGAACCACACGCGUUCUCAAUAGGGUCCCUUAGAAGCACUACCCAAGUCACCUGAGCGGGAUGUGGGUGUGAGGGGUGUGUGUUGUGUUAUCGGUUGGGUAGGGUGGGGUGCUCAAGUUUUGACAGUCCGUCCCUGUACACAGUGGUGGCAAGAAUUACUCUGAAUUCUUCACUAUAAGCUACAACACAGCGCGCGUGCCAGACCUGAGACGUUAUUAUACCGGCAAAAAAUAGAGACAGCGAGAAGGAACUGCAGAAAGCUCUGCGCACCUGACAGAGCUCGGGCUUUAUUUUGUGCACUUAUCUCCUGUUUUGUAUGCGCUUCUGUUUUUUUUUCUGUGCAUUGUUAUUUAUGACUUUUUCACCGGUUUCGACUCGCGCACUUAUUCGACACCUCUUUCACCUAAUUCGAUAUAUGCACAUUUUGAGGAUCUGAGCCUGACCUAAAUAUAGUAAUCGACAAAAAGAUCGAGCAAGACAUAUCAAGGAUGGAUAGCAACCCUGGAGGUGUUAUACUAUAUGCUGGCUCCAGUGGCAGUGCCAGCCCAAGCCCAGGAAGCCCAUCCAGUGGGUACCAGACCCAGUCGCCCUCCACACACUCACAGCCUUCAUCCCCAGAGGAAGUCACCUUCACAGAGAUUGGUGCUCUGAAACAACAUGGCAGCAGUGGGACCCCCUCCUCUCCCAAACUGGUCUUUCAGUUCCCAGAGAUCUACAGCAGCUCAACAGCAUCCUCCAACCAGAAUACUUACUCCCACCCCACUGCAGGAAAGAGGCCAUGUGGCUUUACUGGCACCUUCACCAAAGCAGGAGGUAUGGUCCUACUCUGUAAAGUGUGCGGUGACAUCGCAUCAGGCUUCCAUUAUGGAGUUCAUGCAUGUGAGGGCUGCAAGGGUUUCUUUCGCCGCAGCAUUCAGCAGAACAUUAACUACAAGAUGUGCAUGAAGAAUGAGAAUUGCCUGAUCAUGCGCAUGAACCGCAACCGUUGCCAGCACUGCCGCUUCAAGAAGUGUCUGGCUGUGGGCAUGUCCCGUGAUGCUGUGCGCUUUGGCCGCAUCCCUAAACGCGAGAAGCAGAGGCUGCUGGAUGAAAUGCAGAGCUACAUGAACAGCCUGAACGAGUCAGCCAGCUUGAACAUGGCUUCCUCCCCUCCUUGUGAUCCCCCGACCAGCCCUAUGGAGAUACAGCCCAAAGAAACUAUUGGCUCCAUGGCAAAAGCCUAUCAGGACAUCUUCCCAAGUGCUCCCGACCGCCUGACCAAGAGAGCAGCUGGCAUCAACACCAGCAGCAGUGUGCCAACUUCCUUUCAGAGCACCACCCCUCAGGAAAGCAGCUUCUCCCAUCACAAUACUCCUGCAACGUAUCACUCUGGAGUACCUGUGGGUUACACAGUAGCUGGUCUCUGCCCUGGACAGCAAAUGCCCAAUGACAACAAAUGCCCAAUAGCCUUAGUGGAUAAUGGUCACUAUCAAAACCAUGCUCCAUCCAAUCAAAUCCCAUGCCAGUCUACAGUUAACCCAUCUCCGCAGGCCAAUUACGGCAGUACUUAUGCAGCUGGGGAGAUGCAGGCUCAGACCUCAUGCCCGUGGAAGCUGGUUGCAGGCUCCAAAGUACUGGCCUGCCCUCUGAAUGCAUGCCCAGUUUCAGCGCCAGGCGUCUCAAGCCAGCAGGUGUGGGAGUCUUUCUCUCAGUGUUUCACCCCUGCAGUGCGAGAGGUGGUGGAGUUUGCCAAGGGCAUCCCAGGGUUUCAAGACCUGUGCCAACAUGACCAGAUCAUGUUGCUCAAAGCAGGCACCUUUCAGGUGCUGAUGGUAAGGUUCUGCUCGCUGUUUAACCCAAAGGACCGGACGGUGACAUUUCUAAAUGGGCAGGCCUACCCACUGGCCACACUGCGGGCACUGGGUAUGGGCUCACUGCUGGACGCCAUGUUUGACUUCUCUGAGAAACUGGCCUCCCUCAGCCUGGAAUCUGAUGAGAUGGCACUUUUCAUGGCAGUGGUCCUAGUCUCUGCAGAUCGAACUGGUGUUUCUGACACAGCAGCUGUGGAGCAGUUACAAGAGAGUCUGAUUCGGGCGCUGCGAGCCUUGGUUUACCGUCAUCAUCCUGAUGAUAGUGCACUUUUCCCCAAGCUGUUGCUGCGCUUGCCAGACCUGCGCACCCUCAACACUCUGCACUCAGACAAACUGCUCAACUUCCACAUCGACCCAUGAGCGACCAGCAAACUAUGAACUGACAUGACUGGUCAUUAAGAGAAUGACUUCUCAUUUAUCAAAAAAGAAUAAGAGUGGAUCAUGCUAGGAACAUUUCACCAUUUCAAAUUCAUGGUCAAAUUGUAAGAAUUAGCAGAAACAAUUUUGUGUGAUUGGAUGGACAUGGACAUGGAAAGAUGGUUGUCUCAACUGAUCAAAGACAAGAUCUAAUCUUCUUUCCAAUUUAUUUUUCUUCACACAAUGUCCAAGACUCUCAGCACACUCAAAGCGCCUCAAAUACUUUUCCAACAGACAUGGCUUUCCAAAGGAAGCAGUUUCCUAUUCAUAUCAUGACUAACCAGCUAACGUAUUGAACAAGGAACCAAAAAAUGUUGGUGUCCUGUUUGGAUCAUCUAUCAUCUGUUUUUCUAGCACAGCCUGCAACCAAGACCACAUAUAGAAAUAAGGAAUAAAGUAUAGGGACCAUUUAAACAUGAACAUCAACAUAAAUGGAACGAAUUACCAUGUACAGAACAUAAAUAUUACAGCCAUGUAAUUCAUGUCAUGUAGGUUUUCCAGUUGUUCAUCAUGUAUGUAUCAUCAAUGUUAGUGUAAGAUUAAAUAGCACAAUUUCAACUGUAUCAGUAAGCACAAGAACUCUGGUUAGUUAGUUCACAUUUUGAAAGAAAUAUAGAAAUAUUAUUCUUUCAUCCUGGCAAAAUGUAACUGAGUUGAUCAUUUCUGUUCCUAUUCUGUCUUGGACAUAGUACAUACAGUAUAUUGUUGUCUCUCACUCUACUCCACUGUUUAAUUUUUAAUCUUGAGAGACAAAACCAGCAGCAACAACCCAAGCAUGUUUUGUAGUUGCUUAUUUUUCUGUUUCCUUGCUGUAAAUAUUGUACGGCUGCAGGUAUGUGUGACUGAGGCAAAACAAUAUACAUCAAAGGUAUAUUUGAGAGAGUGGUGGGGGUUUGGGUGCCUUCUGAAGAAGCGUUGUGGCUAAUGUGUGGUUGUGGAAAAGAACCCUCACCAGGUGUGCUGAAGGAGUAAUGAAAGUUCAGAUUACACCAGCAGAGACCUCCAAUAGCCUUUACUGAGAGUUAGAGGUCUUAUCAAGACAUUUGGCCUGGAGUGCACAAGAUUUGUAUGCAGAAAUACUGGUUGUUCAAACAAUGUGAUGUAAUCAUGCUAAUGUAUAUUUUGUAAAUUAUAUCCUUCCAUAGAAGCAAGAUAAAUGAGAUUAUGUACAGUAUGUAGUAGUGUGCUGUUUUUCUACUGCAUGAUAUUCUACUCAUUUUAAUGCCUAAUUAAUGCAGGCAUUCUUAACAGAGCUACAGUGUAAAAG
Molecule: messenger RNA, 4072 nt
Organism: Pangasianodon hypophthalmus (striped catfish)
Lineage: Eukaryota; Metazoa; Chordata; Actinopteri; Siluriformes; Pangasiidae
Gene: nr1d4a
Product: nuclear receptor subfamily 1, group D, member 4a
Exons: 8
Coding region: 1027-2748 (573 amino acids)
Biological process (GO): hormone-mediated signaling pathway; cell differentiation; negative regulation of transcription by RNA polymerase II
Molecular function (GO): zinc ion binding; RNA polymerase II cis-regulatory region sequence-specific DNA binding; nuclear receptor activity
Source: RefSeq, a predicted model, not a curated record